Molecule: messenger RNA, 684 nt
Organism: Lachancea thermotolerans CBS 6340
Lineage: Eukaryota; Fungi; Ascomycota; Saccharomycetes; Saccharomycetales; Saccharomycetaceae
Gene: HIS3
Product: imidazoleglycerol-phosphate dehydratase HIS3
Exons: 1
Coding region: 1-684 (227 amino acids)
Biological process (GO): L-histidine biosynthetic process
Molecular function (GO): imidazoleglycerol-phosphate dehydratase activity
Source: RefSeq, a predicted model, not a curated record
AUGAAUGGCACUAGUAAUCAAGGAAAGACAGAGCGCCGCAGCUUUGUCUCUAGGAACACAAAUGAGACCAAAAUUCAAAUCGCCCUAUCCAUAAACGGCGGACAUGUCGAGAUCAAAGAUUCCAUCCUACCCAAGAAAGCUGCAGAUAUUGCUUCCCAGGCUACGUCCUCUCAAAUAAUUGACAUCCACACCGGUGUGGGGUUCUUGGAUCAUAUGAUUCAUGCUUUAGCUAAGCACUCGGGGUGGUCUUUGAUUGUUGAGUGUAUUGGCGAUCUACACAUUGAUGAUCAUCACACUACAGAGGACUGUGGUAUCGCGUUAGGUGAGGCUUUCAAAGAGGCUGUGGGCGCUGUUCGUGGGGUGAAGAGAUUUGGGCAUGGUUAUGCGCCUCUUGACGAAGCUCUCUCACGGGCGGUUGUUGAUCUAUCAAAUAGACCAUACGCCGUUGUAGAUCUGGGCCUGAAACGAGAGAAAAUCGGAGAUCUGUCGACGGAGAUGAUUCCACAUUUCUUGGAGAGCUUCGCUGAGGCCGCUAGAAUCACACUCCACGUGGACUGCAUUAGGGGGUUUAAUGACCAUCAUAGAAGCGAGAGCGCAUUCAAAGCCUUGGCCAUUGCGCUGAGAGAGUCCUUAUCAAGCAACGGAACUAAUGACGUUCCUUCAACCAAGGGUGUGUUGAUGUGA